UUCCCUACUGCGCAGGUCACUUUCUGUCAGGAGCUCAGUCUGAGGUCUGAGGCGAAGUCAGCCUUGUUUUGGUGAGCGGUUCACGAGUCUGCUCGUGAAUAUUCGGAAGCGCACAAGAAACGAAAAUAACUAUCUAAAUGUGUAGCUCGCGAAAAUAUUGCGUGGGGGAAGAAUUAUAUGGCGAGGGCUAUUCAAACAAGUCUGCGCUGUUUUGAGCUAGUUUCGUAGCAUUCCGGCGGCGGCCGACUUCCGUAAAUGGUGUGAGUGCUUCAAUGUGGCGCUCGGUUUUGACUUCUCGUCGUGUGCCUGUCGUCGCCUGAUUCGACGAGCCGGCUUCCUUUUUUUACUUUACCCGUCCUCUGGUCACCGGAGAACUGAAUGGCGGCGGCGGCCCCCAACCCGGAGGACUCGGCCCGGAGUAGUAGUAGUGGGAGUAGCGGUGGGAGCGGCGGCGGCGGCGUUUGCGGCACCCCGAGCUCCCUGGCCGCCGACGGCGACACGGAAGAGGCGGAAGACUUCGCGUCGUCCUCCCACUGCUCGGAGCUGUCGCGGCGGCAGAACGAGCAGCGCAAGCAGGGCUUGUUCUGCGACGUCAUGCUCGCCUUCAGCAGCGGCGCGGCGGCCGGUGGCGUCCAGACGUGCGAGUUCGCGGCCCACCGUUCGGUGCUGGCCGCCGCCACCGACUACUUCACGCCGCUGCUGGGCGGACAGUUCUCCGAGUCGCUGUCUGGCCGCGUGGACAUGAAGGAGUGGAGCUCGGAGAUGGGACCCGACCCCGAGACGGUGGAGAGCGUCAUCCAGUACAUGUACACCGGGGAGAUUCGCGUCAGCACCUGCAACGUGCAUGAAGUCCUGGAGCUGGCUGACAGGUUCCUACUGGUCCAGCUGAAGGAUUUCUGCGGCGAGUUCCUGAAGAAGAAGUUGAGCCUGACCAACUGCGUGGCGGUGCACAGUCUGGCGCACAUGUACACACUGGAUCAGCUGGCCCUGCGAGCGGCGGACAUGAUCCGCCGCAACUUCCACAAAGUGAUUCAGGACGAGGAAUUCUACACUUUGCCCUUCCACCUGGUGCGCAAUUGGCUGUCAGACGACCAGAUCACGGUGGACUCGGAGGAGGUGCUGUUCGAAGCGGUGGUCAAGUGGGUGCAGAAGAUGCCCGAAGAGCGCGGCGGCUACUUCGAGGAGCUCUUCCGCCUCCUCAGGCUGCCUCAGAUCAAGCCCACCUACCUGACGCGGGUGGUCAAGAACGAGCGGCUGGUGGCGGCCAACGAGGCGUGCCUGCGCCUGGUGUCGGAGGCCGUGGAAGGUUACGCCAUCCGUUUUGAGAACUUCAAGUUGGCCGACCUCGAGCUGUGGUCCUCGUUCGUGGUGUCCUUCCAGCCGCGCUUCGGCCAAAACAUGGAUGUCAUCAUGGUGGUGGGCGGCGUGUCGGAGGGCGGGGACUACUUGAGCGAGUGCGUGGGUUACUUCAUCUACGAGGACCGCUGGGUUAACCUUCCGCACAUCCACAACCACCUGGACGGCCACGCCAUCGCCGCCACCGACUCGCACGUCUACGUGGCGGGCUCCAUGGAGCCGGGCUUCGCCAAGACCAUGGAGCGCUACAACCCCAACUACAACACCUGGGAGCAGGUGAGCAACCUGACCACCCGCAAGCACUCCUUCGGGCUCACCUGCAUCAAGGACAUCCUGUACAGCAUCGGCGGCCACGGCAACUUCAGCCCGGGCUUCAAGGACGUCAGCGUGUACGAGCCCGAGCAGGACAAGUGGCACAACCUGGAGUCGGCGCCCAAGAUCCUGCGCGACGUCAAGGCGGUGAGCGUGGAGGACCGCUACGUGUACGUGACGGCGCGCACGCCCGUCGACACGGACAAAGACGACGGGCUGAAGACGGUGACCACCCGCUACGACACGGACAGCCACCAGUGGCAGGACGUGGACUCGCUGCCGCUGGUGGACAACUACUGCGUCUUCCAAAUGGCCGUGGCCGCCACCAACUUCUACCACACGGCCUCCUGCUGCCCCAAGAGCUACAGCAUGCGGGACGAGCUGGCCCGCCAGAAGAUCAGCGCCCGCGUCCCGGACGAGAUCCUGGAGAGCCUGCCGCCCGAGGUGACCAGCAUCGAGGGCGCCGCCAUCUGCCACUUCGACGACGACGUCUUCAUCAUCGGCGGCUGGAAGAACAGCGACGAUGUGGACAAGCAGUACCGCAAGGAAGCGUACCGCUACUGCGCCGAGCGCAGGCGCUGGAUGCUGCUGCCCCCCAUGCCGCAGCCGCGGUGCCGCGCCACCGCCUGCCACGUGCGCGUGCCCUACCGCUUCCUCUACGGCUGCCAGCGUUACCCCAUGCCUCAGAACCUGGCGCGCCAGCGGGACCGCAUGCAGCAGAUGCAGCAGCUGCACCGCCGCACGCUCACGCUGCGACGGCAGCUGCAGUCGCAGAUCGAGUGCUGAAUCGUCCGCCGGCUUGCUUGGCGGACUCGUUUUAACCACUUUUCCGCGCAAUGUCCGUCAGUUAGUUUGCCUUCCGUUGUAAUGUUCGCAUCUGUAAUUCAGCUGCCGUGCGUUUCCAUUCGUCACAUGGCCGUUACCGCAUUCCAUGGAUUGUUUCCAUCUGUAUAUCAGACUGCAAAGACAGUCCGAUACACCGCAGGAGAAGAGAAGAGAGCAUUCCAUUGAAGUGACCAUUCCUUGACCAGUUAUCACCGCGUUUGGUUGGAAUGGGAAUAACUUCUGAUUUUUUUUUUAAUAUAUAUUUUGCCAAAAAAAAAAAAAGACAAGUGUCAUAUUGCAGAAAGUGCAGCAGUUAGCGGCUAUCUGCGCAUUUGUGGACUCAUUCCACUCACUUCUCCACCAAGAGGUGCCGCUUCAGAUUAUUAACCUCACUGCCAUGCAAUUAACUGACAGGCCACUUAAAAUGGAAGUUUUAGCGGGACGAGCGUAAAACGACCAAGUAAAAUGCGUCGCUCGUCACUGUCGUGAGAAUGUGCUCGAUAUUUGGGGAUUUUUUUUUUUUUAAAUUUAAACAAUGACCGUGUAAACGCCGAAACUGGACCGAAGUGCAAAUGCGGCUUGCUAAAAACUGCCUCUGAAGUUUAUCGAGUGUGCUCACCCGCAUGGAGGAAACUCUUAACAUUGUCACCAGCCACGACUGGGCCAUCCCAUUUAUUCAUGAUUUCAUUUGUUCAUAACAUGCUGCAGUGGAGCGCGCAUCACUCUCACCAAACUGAGUACCGUGCUGUGUUGUGUUUUCGCCCACUUUUUUGGGGGGGGUGGUGGCAUAAAUUGUAUGUACUGUAUGUGUAUGUUUGAAUGUAUGUUCAUAAGAGUGGCGACACCGAAAUAAUCUCGCGGAGAUGAUGUUUAUCUGUCUGUAUAUAAAUAACAAAGCUGUUUAUAUAUGUAUGAACGACAUUUCUCUGUGGCUCGUUCCCAGAUGGAGGCUUUUUUUUUUCUCUCCAUGCGUUAAACACUGUGACAAUCUCUGUUCAUGCAAGCGUGUCAACACUUCCAGUGCCAUAACCGCUUCUGUGCAGCCUCCGCUAUAGCAGACCAACGAGACAAUUGUUUCAUUCCCCACCCUUAAGACGAGUUCGGCGUUGUACUCUAUUUAUUGUUAUAUAAUUCCUGAAUGAUGUACUGAAGGCAUUCCAGUGAUCUGCCAGAUAUCUUACAAAGCCAGCCAUUCCUUUUGCGCCAAAAGAGCAUUUUUGUUCCCAUCCGUGUAUUAGUCUUAAAGGGGUUUGGAGUCACCCUCGCACUUUGAUUUUACUUUCUGAAAUAUGAUUCCCGUUUAAAAUAAAAUACAGCAAAACGCAAACUCUUUGUUUUUGUUCAUACGCUGCUGUUAUUGUUGUUCCUCAGAUCAAGCUUCUGAGAUUUUGCAAUGCUUUGUUGUGUGCAUGUGCGCGUCCCCCUCUGAAGAGAUUUAAGAUUAAAAUAAAGUCAUCGACAUUAUCAUUGUGUGCUCAUAUAUGACAAGCACUCAGAAACCCUCGAAAGAUCUUAUCAGUUUGUGACUGCUGGGAUAUUACCUUACACCUGCAGUUUUUAUCACCUGCAGUGAUUCAGCAACUCAUUUUAUACUCUCAACCUGGAGUAUGAAUCUCUAAUAUUCCUACACUACAUUCAGAAGGACCCCUGUUGCACAGUGAGCAGUAUUGCAGUUUGUAUUUGAGAUUAAAAUGUCACUUUACUCCAAA
Messenger RNA from Hippocampus zosterae (dwarf seahorse), 4202 nucleotides. RefSeq names its product kelch-like family member 11 (gene klhl11). The record is from RefSeq and is a predicted model, not a curated record. Gene Ontology annotation, molecular function: protein binding. The transcript has 2 exons. The coding region runs from base 379 to 2454 and encodes 691 amino acids. Lineage: Eukaryota; Metazoa; Chordata; Actinopteri; Syngnathiformes; Syngnathidae.